UUUCUCCCAAAUUCGUCAAUUGGUUUUGGGGUAUGCCAUACUCGGCAUCCCUGUACAUAAAUACCCCUCCCCCAAAUCCAUUCUUUGCAAGGUGAAGAAGCGAAAAACUCACCAAACGGCUAUUAUUGACGUUACAAGGUUGAGAAACACAGAGAGACACAGAAACCCAGAGAGGGAGAGAAACAGAUAGACAGACGAGGCCUUAAAGUUCGUGGCUUUGUCUGGAUUUUCCCUCCUUUGCCUUAUUUUCUCUGCAAUUUGUCUCCUUCGCGUUUCUUGUUCUACGGGUUCAUCUGUUGCCUGUCAUCUUUUGGUUACAAGGGGUUCGUAGGAGAAGCAGAGAGGAGAGAAACACAACCCAAUUGUACGCGCUGUUUGUGCUUCAGGAAAUUCAUUCAGCUUUGAGCAUGUUAAGGGUGGGGCGUGUUUUGCGUGGCUUGGACUUCAAGACUUACAUAUUUUUAUUUGUCGCCAUCCCAUUAGGCAUCUUUGGGAUAUAUCUGCAUGGACAGAAGAUCACGUACUUUCUGAGACCGCUCUGGGAAUCUCCUCCAAAGCCCUUCCGUCAGAUUCCUCACUAUUAUCAUGAGAAUGUAUCAAUGGAGAAUCUCUGCAGACUUCAUGGAUGGGCGGUUCGUGAAUCGCCAAGACGAGUCUUUGAUGCUGUUCUGUUUAACAAUGAAGUCGACAUGCUCACGAUUCGUUGGAAGGAAUUGUACCCGUACGUGACAGAGUACAUACUCCUGGAAUCAAACUCAACAUUCACAGGAUUGCCCAAACCAUUGUUUUUCUCAAUCAAUAGAGACAAGUUCAAGUUUGUUGAGUCCAGACUAACAUAUGGGGUUAUUGGAGGGAGAUUCAAGAAAGGAGAAAACCCUUUCAUCGAAGAAGCAUAUCAAAGAGUGGCUCUUGACCAGCUUCUGAGAAUUGCAGGCAUAGAAGAUGAUGAUCUCCUGAUAAUGUCUGAUGUUGAUGAGAUUCCUAGUGCCCAUACCAUUAAUCUCUUGAGGUGGUGUGAUGAUAUCCCUCAAGUUCUUCAUCUUCAAUUGAGGAACUACUUGUAUUCUUUCGAGUUCUUCUUGGACAAUGAAAGCUGGAGAGGAUCAGCCCACAGAUACCAGUCUGGCAAGACAAGAUAUGCUCACUAUAGGCAAUCUGAUGUGCUCUUGUCAGAUGCUGGUUGGCAUUGCAGCUUCUGUUUCCGGCGCAUCAGCGAGUUCAUAUUCAAGAUGAAAGCUUACAGCCAUACCGACCGGGUGAGGUUUGCACACUACCUGAACCCUAACAGGAUUCAGGACGUGAUAUGUAAAGGGACUGACCUGUUUGAUAUGCUUCCUGAGGAGUAUACAUUCAAGGAGAUCAUUGGGAAGUUGGGACCUAUUCCUCAUUCUUAUUCAGCAGUUCACCUUCCUGCAUUUUUACUGAACAAUGCAGAGAAAUACAAGUAUCUGUUGCCAGGUAACUGCAGGAGAGAAAGUGGCUGAGUUUGAAAUUUGGGAUGUGGUUUAAAAUUCAUUGCUCUUUUACACCAGAAAGGAACUCCAUUGAAUUGAAUGAUUCAUGGCCAUGGUGAUUGGUGAGGUCAUGUGCAAGAAAACUUGUGUCCCAAGGAACUGUAGUUCAUUGUGUGACAGAGGAAGCAUGUCAAAUUUCAAAUUCUGGGAGUCCAAGAUCUAAGCCAUGUAAGGUGGAAUCUGAGCUGUAGUUCAAUUUUUUUUUUUUUUGGCAGUCCUUCUGCUUUGUACCUUGUCUUUGGGUAUAUUAUAUAAAAACCCUAAUUCGGUUAAUUGUAGCGUGGCAUUUCCCAAGCUUUUGUGGUGGGAAUUGUUUGUUCUUCUUGUUAUCUUUGCCCCAUAUAUCUGACUCUAUUUAUUAAAAAAAUUCAGAGUUUGAUUGUUUAA
Molecule: messenger RNA, 1901 nt
Organism: Prosopis cineraria
Lineage: Eukaryota; Viridiplantae; Streptophyta; Magnoliopsida; Fabales; Fabaceae
Exons: 2
Coding region: 408-1484 (358 amino acids)
Biological process (GO): protein N-linked glycosylation; N-acetylglucosamine metabolic process
Cellular component (GO): membrane
Molecular function (GO): beta-1,4-mannosylglycoprotein 4-beta-N-acetylglucosaminyltransferase activity
Source: RefSeq, a predicted model, not a curated record